CGGAGGCGAUGGUGUGUGGGGUUCAAGGGCUGUAGCGUGGGAGCCUCUGAACGCAACGGCAGCUGGGCAUUAGGAAGCUCGACCUAGGUAGUAUAGCCGUACAUACAAAGCUUAUGUAUAGAGGCUGCGGCAGGAAGCCUAAAUGAGAGAGUACAAGGGUAUAGGAGCUCAGAGUGCAUCACGUCAGGGGGGCUAGGCGGGAACGUGAGUGGGAGAAGGCGUGAGGACGAGUCCGCUAGUGUGGUGGAAGCUAAAUUCAGAGCCUGGGAGAGACCGUGCGGAAUCAAGUAACAAUCUGAGAUGCGGGCUUUGACGCCAGUGGUCGCCUUGGUCUCGGAUGAAUGGCACGUAUCGUCGAUAGCCAUCAGAAAAGCCAUCAGGUCUCUCCAGAAACACGCACACACGCACAGAGGUUUGCAGAGUUUGGAGGCAGGAUUUGGGAUGACCCAUCCGUGAUCUCUUUUGUUCAUGGACCAGAAGUUAUGAACCCCUCUCAUUAACAUAAAGACAGGAAAACGUGCUGUUUCCAGUUCCUUAUUUCCCACUAGAAUUGAGGUAACUGUGACCCCACAACGACACUGAAACUAUCCUGGUCAAGUUUUGUGACUUCAUCAGGCCAAAUUCAGUAGUAAUCUGCCCUUAUUGUGAUCCUAGUACUAACUGACAUAAGUUGGCUUCCGUGAGAGUCUUUCAUGAUAAGACCCUCCACACUCUCUUGGUUUCUCUUCUACUUUUCUCAGUCUCGUGUGAACUUGUCUACCUCACCUCAAAAUAUUGGUGUACAACAGGGGUCACUUCUCAGCCUUGUCUCUCCCAAGGUAUCCCCAGAGUACUCUAGCUUUAAAUACCAUCUAUCUGCUCCCAUUUUUAUAGUCCAGCCCCAACUUCUGCCCUAUUUGACCUCUUGUUAGAUCUGAGUGUCUAAUAUGCAUCUCAAACUUAGCAUGUCCAAAACAGAAUUCUAUUUUUACUCCAAAUCUGUUCUUUCCCCACUCUUCUGUAUCUAAAGGCACCAUCAUCCACCUCGUCACUCUUUUACCUCACAUAAGAGAAAGAUCAAAGUGGGUAGUACAGUCAUAAAUUUUAAAUAGGGAUUAGGGUAGGCCUUACUGGGAAUGUGAUAUUUGAGUUAAUAUUUGAUAUGCAGAUAUCUGGGGGAAGAGUAUUUCAGGUAGAGGGAACAGUUCAUACAAACGUCCUAGGGUGAGAGGAUGCCCGGUGUGUUCAAGGAAAGUAAGGAGGCCAGUGCCAAUGGAGCAGUGAGUGAGGAAGUGUACUAGAGGUUGAAGAAGUGAUGGGGUGGGGUGGGGGACAGUGCAGCUCAUAUAAGACCUUAUAGGCUAUUAUAAAGCUUUUGGCUUUUACUCGAAGUGAUUUGGGGAGCCACUGGAGAAUUUUUAGCAGAGAUAUGAUCUUAUUUAUAAUUUUAAAAUAUCUCUAUUUGCUGUGUUGAGAAUAGAUUGUAGAGGAUGAAGAACAGAAGCUGGGAGAUCAGUUAGUUGGCUAUAUCAUAACUAUGCUGGUGAUUCCCAAACUUUGAUGCACUUUAGAAUCACCUACAGAGUAGUGAAAAAUCCCAGUGCUCAGGUCACAUCGCAUACCAAUUAAAUCAAAAUAUCAAGGGGUGGGAGCCAGGCAUUAGUAUUUUUUAAAGACCCUUGAGUGAUUCCAAUGUGCAGCAAAGUUUGGGAACCACUGAACAAGGCCAGAGAUGAUUAUGACUCGAGUUAGGGUAGUAAGCAGUGGAGAUGGUGAGAAGUGUUCAGAUUCUGCAUAUGUUUUGAAGAUGUCAAUAAGACUUCCUGACAGAUCAGAUCUGGGAUAUGAGAGAAAGACAGACAUCAACAUCAAGGAUGACACUGAAGCUUUUGGACCAAGGCAAAGAAACUGCCACCGUCUCUUUUGUGGACUCCUGGAGCCAAAGCAGAAAGAGUGACCUCUGGUAUCUAGUCUGGAAGAGCAGUGCAAUGUCUAAUACGGUGGUUAGGAAAUGUUACCAACACCAAAGGCUGAUUCUCUAAGUGGAUAAAAGCAGGCGUUUACAUAACAGGAAAUGGCAGAAACUGAGGAUUUUGUGGGUCAGGAGCCACAUCCAGUUGAUGAUGAUUUAUUUAAAGAACCAAUGAAAAAAAGAAGACGUUCAGAUCGAGACCAGCGGUUCCGAGCAUUUCCCUCUGUGGAACAAAGUGCUCUUAAGGAGUAUGAAAAAUUGGAGUCACGGACCAGAAGGGUUUUGAGCAACACUUAUCAGAAACUUAUUCAGUCUGUCUUCCUGGAUGACAGCAUUCCUAAUGGAGUCAAGUAUCUCAUAAACAGGCUUCUUGCCUUGAUUGAAAAACCAUCAUUGGACCCAAUCUACAUUGGAUUAUUUGGAAGCACUGGGGCUGGGAAGAGCUCCCUGAUAAAUGCCAUCAUCCAGCAAGAAAUGUUUCUACCAGUGUCUGGAGAAAGUAUAUGUUCGUCAUGUAUUGUACAAGUGAGCUCGGGCUGCUGUGAGCAGUAUGAGGCCAAAAUCCACCUUCUCUCUGACCAGGAGUGGAAGGAGGAGCUGAAGAACUUGACUAAACUCCUGCACAGGACAGAGGAGCUGAGUAGAGAAGAGGUGGAUGAGUGGGACAGGGAUGAUGCAGUGGAGGAAGCCAUCUGGAAGCUACAAAUGCUUUAUGGAAAUGGGGCGGAAAAGAAGAACUAUGAGGAGUUACUAAGGGCAAAGCCCAAAGGAAAGAUUCCCACCUCCAGAAUCAUCACCCUCAAGGCAGAAGAGGCAGGAGAGCUGUCUGUCAAGCUGGACCCCUACAUCCGGACUCAGAGGAGAGACUGGGAUGGAGAAUCAGCUGAGACACAGAUCUGGCCCUUGAUCAAACAUGUGGAAGUGACUCUUCCCAAAUCAGAGCUGAUUCCAGAAGGGGUUGUGCUGGUGGAUAUUCCAGGCACAGGCGACUUCAACAGCAAGAGAGAUGAGAUGUGGAAAAAGACCAUUGAUAAAUGCUCAGUGAUCUGGGUGAUUAGUGACAUUGAAAGAGUUUCUGGAGGGAGAGUCCAUGAAAACCUUCUGAAUGAGAGCAUCAAAGCCUGCCAGAGGGGUUUCUGCAGGGACGUUGCCCUGGUGGUCACCAAGACCGACAAACUCCACUUGCCGGAAUAUCUAAGGGAAAGAAAAGUGAGAACUCAAGCUAUUCAAAGUCAGCGAGAGGCUGUUUUAGAAAGAAAUGAAAUGAUAAAACUACAGAGGAAUACAAUUCUCAAGGAAAAACUAAAGAGAAAACUGCCGGCCGACUCCAAGGUUCUGGAUACCUCAGAUCUGGUGUACACGGUCAGCGCCCAGGAGUACUGGCAGCAGGCUCUGCUCACUGAGGAGGAAACUGAAAUCCCCAAGUUAAGAGAAUAUAUCAGGAAAAGGCUCUUGGACAAGAAGAGGAGGAUGGUGACCAAGUAUGUUACUGAAGCCUUUGGCCUGUUGCUCCUCACAGACAGUUUCAGCUGCACGGAAAACCUGCCGAAUGAAUACUUGCAUGUGAGUAGCCUGCGGAGAUUUGUGGAGGAGAGGAUACAGCUGCUGGAGAAGGCCAUCGACCAGUGCUUUGCCCACAUAGCACAGCCUCUGCAAGAAGGGGUCAGAAAUGCCAGGACUUCCUAUCGACGGAUCCUCGGGGCAUGCUUGGUGAGGAGUAGAGGAAACCAGGGUUUUCACCAGACUCUGAAAGCUGUUUGCCUGAAAAAUGGCAUCUAUGCCUCCAGGACUCUCGCAAGAAUAGACCUGAAUGAAGCCAUCACUCAGCCCAUCUAUGACCAGAUCGAUCCUGUUUUUGGAGGCAUUUUUGGAGCUGGAAAGCCCACUGGUUCAGCUUUGAUGCCUCACAUAGAUGCUUUUAAGCACUCUCUACAGGAGAAAAUGACAGAAAUUGGGAUAAAAAAUGGCUGGAAAUACAACAGCUGCAAAAAAAGUUUCCUAAUCCAAGAGAUAAGUGCCAUCCUGGGAGGCCUGGAGGAACACAUCCUCAGAAAGAAGAGGAGGAUCUAUGAGUCUCUCACUGCCUCUGUUCAGAACGACCUGAAGCCCUGUUAUGAAGAGGCAGCUCAGAUCACCGGCAAAAAAGCGUGUGAGAGAAUGAAAGAUGUCAUCAGAAGAGGGGUGGACCAGCAGGUGGCCGAGGGCAUGUUUGAAAGGGCUCAAGAAAGGAUGCAGCACCAAUUUCAGCAGCUGAAGAAUGGAAUCACGGAGAAGGUAAAGGGCAGUAUUGCCACCAUGCUGACCCUUGCUUCAUCCCAGGGGGAUGGUCUCUACAAGGAGCUUGCAGAUGUCAAAAGUGAAUACAAGGAGAUGGGACAGCUGCGCAGAAGCCUGAGGGAGGUUGCUGAGAACGCAGUGCUGCGGAGGGGCAUGCAAGAUUUCCUCCUAAGGGUGUCCCCCAGCAAAGUUGGCCCUCCUAAAACAUAGAUUUAAUUCUUGGGGCUUUAACACUAAAGGGAUGAAAAACAAGCCUGGAGCCAAAUAAUUAGAAUUACUUCUUUUAAAAAAAUCUAAUAAAGAACAUCUUCCAAC
Molecule: messenger RNA, 4543 nt
Organism: Diceros bicornis minor
Lineage: Eukaryota; Metazoa; Chordata; Mammalia; Perissodactyla; Rhinocerotidae
Gene: NUGGC
Product: nuclear GTPase, germinal center associated
Exons: 21
Coding region: 2054-4438 (794 amino acids)
Molecular function (GO): GTPase activity
Source: RefSeq, a predicted model, not a curated record